Messenger RNA from Fulvia fulva, 720 nucleotides. RefSeq names its product Exosome complex component RRP46. The record is from RefSeq and is a predicted model, not a curated record. Gene Ontology annotation, cellular component: cytoplasmic exosome (RNase complex); nuclear exosome (RNase complex); nucleolus. The transcript has a single exon. Gene Ontology annotation, biological process: U4 snRNA 3'-end processing; rRNA catabolic process; nuclear mRNA surveillance. Bases 1 to 720 code for a protein of 239 amino acids. NCBI's taxonomy places the organism in Eukaryota, Fungi, Ascomycota, Dothideomycetes, Mycosphaerellales, Mycosphaerellaceae.
AUGGGCCGCGAGCUGAUCCAGCAUCCGCUCGAGCGCGCAGAUGGCUCUACAAUCUUCUCAGACGGGCUCUACACCGCCAUCGCUGCUGUCAACGGGCCCGUCGAGGUUCAGCGACGUGAUGAGCUGCCAGAAGAAGCUGCCGUUGAAGUAAAUUUGAGGCCGCUGUCAGGUGUUGGGGGACCACGCGAGCGGUGGCUCGAAAGUGUGCUACAGCCGCUAUUCAAGAGCAUCUUGCUCGUCCACAUGCAUCCUCGCACACUGAUUCAGAUCACGCUCCAGAUCACCAAAGAACCCAGCAUCAAGCUUCGACGAUCUGAUGCCGACAUCUCCAUCAUCCCGACUCUCAUCAAUGCCACGUUCGCUGCACUAGUCGAUGGUGCUCUCCCUCUUACAACGACAUUGAGUGCCGUGCUGGUAACGGUAGACAAAGCAGGACAAAUCAAAACGGCCCCCGAAGGGAAGGACAUCGCGCAAUGUGCGAGCAUACAUGCAAUGACAUUCAAUACGAAGAGCGAGCAGCUCCUCGAACAGUCGUCUGGCUCGUUUGAGCUCGAUACGUGGGAUGCGGUAGGAAGCUCAGCAAAGCGCGCCUGUGUCGCGGCCGUUGCAGCAUGCAGCGAGGAUCUUACAAUGAACGGCGAUGGUCAAACGGAGCCGUGGCUGAGGCAGGUACUGCACGAUCGUGCCAGGAAUGCGAACGCAUGGCGCGAUUCCAGCUGA